AUGAUUUUUAAGGAGAGUUGUGGGACAGACGAUCAUGCCUUUAGGGUUUCAUUACAUCCACAGGUACGUACCUCUGUGGCUUCGUCCUCUGCGUCACCUUCAACGUCGUCUAAGCUGCCUAUCAUCAUGGAUUCAUGGUUGUCACCUGAAAUUUUCGUCAGGAGGAAGAAGAAGACGAAGAGAGGAAGCGACACGUCAAUCGAAGAAACACUAUCCCUGAAUGUAUUUGCCUACACAUCAAGGGAUAUCUUUCUAUCAAGUAUUCAAGACAAUGUUACCCAUAUGGAGGAGGAUACCAUCGAUGGAGAUAAAACUCUCAGGAUACACUUGUUUCUACGCAUAGCCGACAGUUUGAAAAAGACGUCUAUUCUCCUACAUUUAUUUAAUCAGCUCACUGUAUUUUUAAAGGAUUUUACAUUGGAUGCUUACAGUCUACACAAUUAUUAUUUGACACUGUUGGAGACAUCAAUGACAAACACAUCGUUUCCAAUGUUAUCUAGUGCAAUAUAUCCAUUCUGUAAAAUGUGGACUAUUACAAAUCUCAUCGGUACUGAUGCAAAGAAAAGUGAUCGCAAUCCUUUGGCAUUAAUGAUCACUGAUCCACACUUAUCGAUUUGUCAUAUUUUAGAGGCGAAAUUGAAUCAAUUCUGUACAUGGAAUGUGUACAGAUUAAAGCAACAGAUUGUAUAUUUUAUUACAAAUGAUCCCUUCACUGGAUUGUGUUUAUGUGUGAAUAAUAACAGUGCAGCGGCUUCAGUGACAACAUUCAUUGCAAUAGGCUCAAGUUCACAGGAAUUACUCAAUCUUUUCAGUGAAAUUGUAUUCUUUCCGAAUUCAGUCAGUGACUUCCAAUUUGUGGCUUAUGAGAAACACUCAAACUCCUCCUCCAAGAGCGACGAUGUCAACAACAACAACAACAACACUAACAACUCUAAUGCUAAACCAAUUCUUGAUGCUGUGAAUACUUUAAUCAACGAAACUGAAUGUCUUCUUAAUUGCAUCGCUGAGUUGGUUGAAUCUACACUGCAUAAAUCUAUUCCUCAAUUGUCGAAUUAUCUAUCGUGUGGUUAUAACAACACCUUGAAUAUGGUACACAAAUCAGCUGAAUGGCGAUCUGUUGUGCGCAAAGCUAGUCGUCUACCUGUGAAUAUUCCUGGUGAGAAUGACAGUGAUAACGAUAAUGUAUCUGUGAUGAAUAACAGUAUUCGUUACUCUGAACUGCACUGUCAAACAGAUGAUAGUAUUCAACGACUUUGUCUCAGUUGA
This is a messenger RNA of Trichobilharzia regenti, 1266 nucleotides long. The record is from the annotation of a GenBank genome assembly. NCBI's taxonomy places the organism in Eukaryota, Metazoa, Platyhelminthes, Trematoda, Strigeidida, Schistosomatidae.